Molecule: messenger RNA, 1575 nt
Organism: Ipomoea nil (Japanese morning glory)
Lineage: Eukaryota; Viridiplantae; Streptophyta; Magnoliopsida; Solanales; Convolvulaceae
Product: putative UPF0481 protein At3g02645
Exons: 1
Coding region: 1-1575 (524 amino acids)
Source: RefSeq, a predicted model, not a curated record
AUGGCCUUAGACAAAAACCCAAUAAGUCCAAAAACUUCAUCACCCUCUAGUGCAAGGCUAUGGGAAGAAAGAAUAAGCAAUGUGUUCAAGAAAGAAUCUGAAAUUCAUUUUGAUCAUCUCCCACCCCUUUGUGUUUUCCAAGUCCCAAAACUUUUGAUCCAUCAAAACCCACAAGCUUACACUCCUCAAUUAGUAGGCAUGGGGCCUUACCAUCAUCUCAUGCCUGAGCUCUAUCACAUGGAGAGGUACAAGCUUGCAGCCAUUAAACAGAUUCUUGACCCCUCACAAAUCCUCAACUUUCAACACAUUGUUGUUGAUAAGUUGAAGCAAAUGGACCCCAUGAUUCGUGCGUGUUACAGCAGGUUCAUGGACCUCCAAGAAGGCACUUUGGCUUGGAUUAUCGCCAUUGAUGGCUUGUUCUUGAUCCACGUUUUGCAUACCCUUUCGUCCUAUGAUGAUUUUCGAGGUAGUGGAUGUCUGAGUGGUGACAAUAUUCUCACUCGGGACAUAAUCCUCCUCGAGAAUCAGAUUCCUGUCGUUCUUCUUAAAGAAAUCUUGAACCUGGUUGAACUGUCAUCACCUUUCGAUGAAGUAUUCUUGAUGUUGUUGAGGUUUUGCGAGGCGCAUUCGCCGUUGAAAAUCUCAAUGGAAUCGAGGAAUUUCUUCAAUGAUUCCCGACAACCUCUGCAUCUGCUAGAUCUCAUGUACCAUUUGAUUGUCAAGGAUAAAAGUCCAGAAUCCUGCGUUGAGGUUCCAAUACAGGAGAUACAAAAAGGCAGCCCUGAAACCAAGUUGAUUGUCAAUGAAGAAGACGACGACGACCAAGAUCAAGACAUGUUCGAAAGCUUUGAGGAAAUUAUAGAUUUUGUGGAAUCUGUGGGUCCUAAACCCACUCGAAUGAUUAUAAAGCCGGUUAAGGAUGUGACAAACGUGAUUCCAUGGACCACCAUUUCAGGUCUGUUCAGGACAGCCACAAAGAUCGAUGGAGACGAUGAAGAUGAGAUAACAAUCCCUUCAGUGGCGUCCUUAUGGCGCUACGCUCGUGUCAAAUGCUCACCAAUUCUGCAAGGAGGGAGCAUCUGCAACAUCGAAUUCGACGAACACGAAGCCACCCUUUACCUCCCAGUCAUCACUCUAAACUCAUGCUCGGAAGUUAUACUGAGAAACCUCGUAGCAUACGAGGCUUCCAUGCUCAAAUCAACCUUGGAAUUCGCGAGGUACGUGAAUCUGAUGAAUGGGAUUGUGGACACUGCAGAGGAUGUUAGGAUGCUUAGGCAAAAUGGGGUCAUCAAGGGCACUUCUACUCUCAGUGACCAAGAAACUGCGGACCUUUUCAAUGGUAUGAAAAGGUUUUUCACGAAACCAGAUAAGAGAUCCAACAUUGAGGUUGCCAUCAAGAAGGUGAAUGAGUACUAUGAUAGGAGGAUGAUUGUGAGGUUGUAUAGGAGGAUGAAGAAAAAUGCAGAUGUCUCAUGGAAGAUUUUAGCUCUUGUUUCAUUCAUUUUAACCCUAGCAAUGUUGGCUUUCCAAACAUUUUGUGAGUCCUUCAGUUGCAGCAGAUUUUGGGGGGCUUAA